GGCGGCGCAUGCGCGGCCCUCGGGCUACCCGGCUCCGCCCCGCGCGCACUAUUUAAUCCCAGAAUCCCUCUGUGUCCCACCAAACGGCCGCAUAGUUCCUAGGCUGCGGAGGCCGGGCGCGGCAGCGUCAAGAUGGCGGCUGCGGCUGUGGCGGCGGCGGCGGCGGCGGCCGCGGCUGCAUCUCUUCAGGUGCUGGAGAUGGAGAGCAUGGAGACGGCCGCUGCCGGCUCGGCAGGCCUGGCCGCCGAGGUCCGAGGCAGCGGCACGGUGGACUUCGGGCCUGGGCCAGGGAUCUCUGCAAUGGAGGCGAGCGGGGGCGAUCCGGGCCCAGAAGCCGAGGAUUUCGAGUGCAGCUCUCACUGUUCAGAGCUGUCCUGGCGGCAGAACGAGCAGCGACGCCAGGGCCUCUUCUGCGACAUUACCCUGUGCUUCGGCGGGGCUGGAGGCCGCGAGUUCCGGGCCCACCGCUCGGUACUGGCUGCCGCCACCGAGUACUUCACGCCCCUGCUCUCGGGCCAGUUUUCCGAGUCCCGCUCGGGACGGGUGGAGAUGCGCAAGUGGAGCUCCGAGCCGGGGCCCGAACCCGACACUGUGGAAGCCGUUAUCGAGUACAUGUACACCGGGCGCAUCCGCGUCAGCACGGGCAGCGUGCACGAGGUGCUGGAGUUGGCCGACAGGUUCCUACUCAUUCGUUUAAAAGAAUUUUGUGGAGAAUUUCUCAAGAAAAAACUUCAUCUCUCAAAUUGUGUGGCAAUUCAUAGCUUAGCCCACAUGUACACCCUGAGCCAACUUGCUCUGAAGGCUGCUGAUAUGAUACGGAGAAAUUUCCACAAAGUGAUUCAGGAUGAAGAAUUUUAUACGUUACCUUUCCAUCUCAUUAGAGACUGGCUUUCAGAUUUGGAAAUUACAGUUGAUUCUGAAGAGGUUCUCUUUGAAACCGUUUUGAAAUGGGUUCAGAGAAAUGCUGAAGAGAGAGAGAGAUACUUUGAAGAACUUUUUAAAUUGCUCAGGUUGUCCCAGAUGAAACCUACCUACCUUACUCGACAUGUCAAACCAGAGAGGCUGGUAGCCAAUAAUGAAGUUUGUGUCAAGUUGGUGGCUGACGCAGUGGAGAGACAUGCUCUGAGAGCUGAGAAUAUACAGUCGGGCACAUGCCAGCACCCCACUUCUCAUGUCUCACUAUUGCCUCGUUAUGGGCAAAACAUGGAUGUGAUCAUGGUUAUUGGAGGUGUGUCAGAAGGAGGGGACUAUUUAAGUGAAUGUGUGGGAUAUUUUGUUGAUGAGGACAGAUGGGUAAACCUGCCACAUAUUCAUAAUCACCUCGAUGGACAUGCUGUUGCAGUAACAGAAUCCUACGUGUAUGUUGCUGGAUCAAUGGAGCCAGGGUUUGCUAAAACUGUUGAAAGGUAUAACCCAAAUUUGAAUACUUGGGAACAUGUUUGUAGUCUGAUGACAAGAAAGCAUUCUUUUGGACUAACAGAAGUCAAAGGGAAGCUCUAUAGCAUUGGAGGACAUGGCAACUUUAGUCCUGGUUUUAAAGAUGUGACUGUUUAUAAUCCUGAGCUUGAUAAAUGGCACAACUUGGAAUCGGCACCAAAGAUUCUUCGAGAUGUCAAAGCACUAGCCAUUGAAGACCGGUUUGUAUACAUUGCUGCCCGCACUCCUGUAGACCGGGACACUGAAGAUGGAUUAAAGGCUGUAAUUACUUGCUAUGAUACAGAGACUCGACAGUGGCAAGAUGUGGAAUCUUUGCCCCUUAUUGACAAUUACUGCUUUUUCCAAAUGUCUGUGGUCAAUUCAAACUUUUAUCAGACAGCAUCAUGUUGUCCCAAGAGUUAUUGUUUAGAAAACGAAGAAGCCGUAAGAAAAAUUGCCAGCCAAGUGUCUGAUGAGAUCCUUGAAAGCUUGCCUCCAGAAGUCCUAAGCAUCGAAGGAGCAGCCAUUUGCUAUUACAAAGAUGAUGUCUUCAUUAUAGGAGGCUGGAAAAACAGUGAUGAUAUUGAUAAACAGUAUCGGAAAGAAGCCUACCGAUACUGUGCUGAGAGGAAGAGGUGGAUGCUUCUUCCUCCUAUGCCACAACCUCGUUGUAGAGCCACUGCUUGUCACGUGAGGAUCCCAUACCGGUACUUGCAUGGCACACAGAGAUAUCCUAUGCCUCAAAACCUGAUGUGGCAGAAGGACCGCAUCAGACAGAUGCAAGAGAUACAUCGUCACGCCCUGAACAUGCGGCGAGUGCCAAGCUCUCAGAUAGAAUGCUAGGUUCUCUCAAAUGUGCCAAUUAAAACUGUUAUACCCGUUUCGUGAAGCUGAAGAUAUCCAGGCUGUUACUUGAAAAAGUAUGUCGAUAACUUAUUUUCUACAUGAACUGAUUAUUACCCCAUAUAAAGGAAAUAUAGUUAAAAACUAAAGAAUGGGAGACUCAGUUCAAUACAUGGUCAUUUUGUUAGCUUGCAA
Piliocolobus tephrosceles (Ugandan red Colobus) is the source of this 2454-nucleotide messenger RNA. RefSeq names its product kelch like family member 11 (gene KLHL11). Gene Ontology annotation, molecular function: protein binding. The transcript has 2 exons. Bases 133 to 2259 code for a protein of 708 amino acids. The record is from RefSeq and is a predicted model, not a curated record. NCBI's taxonomy places the organism in Eukaryota, Metazoa, Chordata, Mammalia, Primates, Cercopithecidae.